Equus quagga is the source of this 6277-nucleotide messenger RNA. It is a transcript of the gene COL11A1, whose product is annotated as collagen type XI alpha 1 chain. Gene Ontology annotation, molecular function: extracellular matrix structural constituent. The coding region runs from base 283 to 5703 and encodes 1806 amino acids. NCBI's taxonomy places the organism in Eukaryota, Metazoa, Chordata, Mammalia, Perissodactyla, Equidae. The record is from RefSeq and is a predicted model, not a curated record. The transcript has 67 exons.
GUUGAAGCCCCUCAUCUGCCUUCAGUCUGAAGGCAGGGCCCCGGAGAGGACGGAUCGGAGGGUCCCGGCUGGCGGGGCCAACCGAGAGGGAGAGGAGGGGGCGAGAGACAGGAAGGAAGCAAACCAUCAAAUUUAAAAGAAAAAGCCCUUUGACUUUUUCCCCCUGUCCCUCUCCAAUGGCUGUGUAGCAAACACCCCCGACGAUACCUUGGAAGGGAAGAAGUUGGUCUGCAAUCGCAAUUUCGUGGGUUGAUUUCACAGUUGUGAGUGCGGGGCUCGGAGAUGGAGCGGUGGUCCUCUAGGUGGAAAACGAAACGGUGGCUCUGGGAUUUCACCAUAACAACCCUCGCACUGACUUUCCUCUUCCAGGCUAGAGAGGUCAGAGGAGCUGCUCCAGUUGAUGUACUAAAAGCUCUAGAUUUUCACAAUUCUCCAGAGGGAAUAACAAAAACAACGGGCUUUUGCACAAACAGAAAGAAUUCACAAGGUUCAGAUACUGCUUACAGAGUUUCAAAGCAAGCACAACUCAGUGCCCCAACAAAACAGUUAUUUUCAGGAGGAACUUUUCCAGAAGAUUUUUCAAUAUUAUUUACAGUAAAACCCAAAAAAGGAGUUCAGUCUUUCCUUUUAUCUAUAUAUAAUGAGCACGGUAUUCAGCAAGUCGGUGUUGAGGUUGGGAGAUCGCCUGUUUUCCUGUUUGAAGACCACACUGGAAAACCCGCCCCAGAAGACUAUCCCCUCUUCAGAACUGUUAACAUUGCUGAUGGGCAGUGGCAUCGGGUAGCAAUCAGCGUGGAAAAGAAAACUGUGACAAUGAUAGUUGAUUGUAAGAAGAAAACCACAAAACCACUUGAGAGAAGUGAGAGAUCAAUCGUUGACACCAAUGGAAUCACAGUUUUUGGAACACGGAUUUUGGACGAAGAAGUUUUUGAGGGGGACAUCCAGCAGUUGUUGAUCAUAGGUGACCCCAAAGCAGCGUACGACUACUGUGAGCAUUACAGCCCAGACUGUGACUCGUCAGCGCCCAAGGCCGCUCAGGCUCAGGAACCUCAGAUCGAUGAGUAUGCACCUGAGGAUAUAAUCGAAUAUGACUAUGAGUAUGGGGAAGCAGAAUAUAAGGAGGCUGAAAGUGUAACAGAGAGACCCACUGUAACUGAGGAGACAAUAGCACAAACUGAGGCAAAUAUUGUUGAUGAUUUCCAAGAAUACAACUAUGGAACUGUAGAAAGCUACCAGACAGAAGCUCCCAGGCGUGUAUCUGGACCAAAUGAGCCAAAUCCAGUUGAAGAAGUAUUUACUGAAGAAUAUCUAACUGGAGAGGAUUAUGACUCCCAGAGGAAAAAUGCCGAGGAUACACUAUAUGAAAAUAAAGGAAUAGACGGCAGGGACUCUGAUCUUCCGGUAGAUGGAGAUUUAGGCGAAUAUGAUUUUUAUGAAUAUAAAGAAUAUGAAGAUAAACCAACAGGCCCCACUAAUGAAGAAUUUGGUCCAGGUGUUCCAGCAGAAACUGAUAUCACAGAAACAAGCAUAAAUGGCCAUGGUGCAUAUGGAGAAAAAGGACAGAAAGGAGAACCAGCAGUAGUUGAACCUGGAAUGCUUAUUGAAGGACCACCAGGGCCAGCAGGACCUGCGGGUCUUAUGGGUCCUCCAGGUCUACAAGGCCCCACUGGACCCCCUGGUGACCCUGGUGAGAGGGGUCCCCCAGGACGUCCUGGCUUACCAGGGGCUGAUGGUUUACCUGGUCCUCCUGGUACCAUGCUAAUGUUACCGUUUCGUUAUGGUGGCGAUGGUUCCAAAGGACCAACCAUCUCUGCUCAGGAAGCUCAGGCUCAGGCCAUUCUUCAGCAGGCUCGGAUUGCUCUGAGAGGUCCACCUGGCCCAAUGGGCCUAACUGGAAGACCAGGUCCUGUGGGCGGGCCUGGUUCAUCUGGAGCCAAAGGUGAGAGUGGUGAUCCAGGUCCUCAGGGCCCUCGUGGUGUCCAAGGUCCGCCUGGUCCAACAGGAAAACCUGGAAAAAGGGGUCGUCCAGGUGCUGAUGGAGGAAGAGGAAUGCCAGGAGAACCUGGGGCGAAGGGGGAUCGAGGAUUUGAUGGACUUCCAGGUCUUCCAGGUGACAAAGGUCACAGGGGUGAACGAGGUCCCCAAGGUCCUCCUGGUCCUCCUGGUGAAGAUGGAAUGAGGGGAGAAGAUGGAGAAAUUGGACCAAGGGGUCUUCCAGGUGAAGCUGGUCCACGAGGCUUGCUGGGACCAAGGGGAACUCCAGGACCUACAGGGCAGCCUGGUAUUGCCGGUGUAGAUGGCCCCCCGGGACCAAAAGGGAACAUGGGUCCCCAAGGGGAGCCUGGACCUCCAGGGCAGCAAGGGAAUCCAGGACCUCAGGGUCUUCCUGGUCCACAAGGUCCAAUUGGUCCUCCUGGUGAAAAAGGACCACAAGGAAAACCAGGGCUUGGGGGACUUCCUGGUGCUGAUGGCCCUCCUGGUCAUCCUGGAAAAGAAGGCCAGUCUGGAGAAAAGGGUGCUCUGGGUCCUCCUGGUCCACAGGGUCCUAUUGGCUACCCUGGUCCCCGAGGAGUAAAGGGAGCAGAUGGUGUUAGAGGUCUCAAGGGCUCUAAAGGUGAAAAGGGUGAAGACGGUUUUCCAGGAUUCAAAGGUGACAUGGGUCUUAAAGGUGAUAGAGGAGAAGUUGGUCAAGUAGGUCCCAGAGGAGAAGACGGCCCCGAAGGCCCCAAAGGUCGAGCAGGUCCAACUGGAGACCCUGGUCCUUCUGGUCAAGCAGGAGAGAAGGGGAAACUUGGUGUUCCAGGAUUACCAGGAUAUCCAGGAAGACAAGGUCCAAAGGGUUCCACUGGAUUUCCUGGGUUUCCAGGUGCCAAUGGAGAGAAAGGUGCACGGGGCGUAGCUGGCAAACCAGGCCCUCGGGGUCAGCGUGGUCCAACGGGUCCUCGAGGUUCAAGAGGUGCAAGAGGUCCCACUGGGAAACCUGGUCCAAAGGGCACUUCAGGCGGUGAUGGCCCUCCUGGCCCUCCUGGUGAAAGAGGCCCUCAAGGACCUCAGGGUCCAGUUGGAUUCCCUGGACCAAAAGGCCCUCCUGGACCACCUGGCAAGGAUGGCCUGCCUGGACACCCUGGGCAACGUGGAGAGACUGGAUUCCAAGGCAAGACUGGCCCUCCUGGACCAGGAGGUGUUGUUGGACCACAGGGACCAACUGGUGAGACUGGCCCAAUAGGUGAGCGUGGACAUCCUGGCCCUCCUGGACCUCCUGGUGAGCAAGGUCUUCCUGGUGCUGCAGGAAAAGAAGGUGCAAAGGGUGACCCAGGUCCUCAAGGUAUCUCAGGGAAAGAUGGACCGGCAGGACUACGUGGUUUCCCAGGUGAAAGAGGUCUUCCUGGAGCUCAGGGUGCACCUGGACUGAAAGGAGGGGAAGGUCCCCAGGGCCCACCAGGUCCAGUUGGCUCACCGGGAGAACGUGGAUCAGCAGGUACAGCUGGCCCAAUUGGUUUGCCGGGGCGUCCAGGACCCCAGGGUCCUCCCGGUCCAGCUGGAGAGAAAGGUGCUCCUGGAGAAAAAGGUCCCCAAGGCCCCGCAGGGAGAGAUGGAGUACAAGGCCCUGUGGGUCUCCCAGGGCCUGCAGGGCCUGCCGGCUCCCCUGGAGAAGAUGGAGACAAGGGUGAAAUUGGUGAACCGGGACAAAAAGGCAGCAAAGGUGACAAAGGAGAAAAUGGUCCUCCUGGUCCCCCAGGUCUUCAAGGUCCAGUUGGUGCCCCUGGAAUUGCUGGAGGUGAUGGUGAGCCAGGUCCCCGAGGUCAACAGGGGAUGUUUGGACAGAAAGGUGAUGAGGGUGCAAGAGGUUUCCCAGGACCGCCCGGUCCCAUAGGUCUUCAGGGUCUGCCAGGCCCACCUGGUGAAAAAGGUGAAAAUGGAGAUGUUGGUCCCAUGGGUCCACCUGGUCCUCCAGGCCCAAGAGGCCCUCAAGGCCCCAAUGGAGCUGAUGGACCACAAGGACCCCCAGGAUCCAUUGGUUCAGUUGGUGGUGUUGGAGAAAAGGGUGAGCCUGGAGAAGCAGGGAACCCAGGGCCUCCUGGGGAAGCAGGCACAGGCGGUCCCAAAGGAGAAAGAGGAGAGAAAGGAGAAGCUGGUCCACCCGGUGCUGCUGGACCUCCUGGUGCUAAGGGACCACCAGGUGAUGAUGGCCCUAAGGGUAACCCGGGUCCUGUUGGUUUUCCUGGAGAUCCUGGUCCCCCUGGGGAACCUGGUCCUGCAGGUCAAGAUGGUGUUGGUGGUGACAAGGGUGAAGAUGGAGAUCCCGGUCAACCGGGUCCUCCUGGUCCAUCUGGUGAGGCUGGCCCACCAGGUCCUCCUGGAAAAAGAGGUCCUCCUGGAGCUGCAGGGGCAGAGGGAAGACAAGGAGAAAAAGGUGCUAAGGGAGAAGCAGGUGCAGAAGGUCCCGCCGGAAAAACGGGCCCAGUUGGCCCUCAGGGACCUGCUGGAAAGCCUGGUCCAGAGGGUCUUCGAGGCAUCCCUGGCCCUGUGGGAGAGCAAGGUCUCCCUGGAGCCGCGGGCCAAGACGGGCCGCCUGGUCCCAUGGGACCUCCUGGCUUACCUGGUCUCAAAGGUGACCCCGGCUCUAAGGGUGAGAAGGGACAUCCUGGUUUAAUUGGCCUGAUUGGUCCUCCAGGAGAACAAGGUGAAAAGGGUGACAGAGGACUCCCUGGAACUCAGGGAUCUCCGGGAGCAAAGGGAGAUGGAGGAAUUCCAGGUCCUGCUGGUCCCAUAGGACCACCUGGUCCUCCAGGCUUACCGGGUCCUCAAGGUCCAAAGGGUACCAAAGGGUCUACAGGACCUGCUGGCCAGAAAGGUGACAGUGGUCUUCCAGGGCCUCCUGGGCCUCCAGGUCCCCCUGGUGAAGUCAUUCAGCCUUUACCAAUCUUGUCACCCAAAAAAACAAGAAGACAUACUGAAAGCAUGCAAGCAGACACAGGUGAUAAUAUUCUUGAUUACUCUGAUGGAAUGGAGGAAAUAUUUGGUUCCCUCAAUUCCCUGAAACAAGACAUCGAGCAUAUGAAGUUUCCAAUGGGUACUCAGACCAACCCAGCCCGAACUUGCAAAGACCUGCAACUAAGCCAUCCUGAUUUCCCAGAUGGUGAAUAUUGGAUUGAUCCUAACCAAGGUUGCUCAGGAGAUUCCUUCAAAGUUUACUGUAAUUUCACGUCUGGUGGCGAGACUUGCAUUUAUCCAGACAGAAAAUCUGAGGGAGUGAGAAUUUCAUCAUGGCCAAAGGAGAAACCAGGAAGCUGGUUUAGUGAAUUUAAGAGAGGAAAACUGCUUUCAUAUUUAGAUGUUGAAGGCAAUUCCAUUAACAUGGUGCAAAUGACAUUCCUGAAACUGCUGACUGCCUCUGCUCGGCAAAAUUUCACCUACAACUGUCACCAGUCAGUAGCCUGGUAUGAUGUGUCAUCGGGAAGCUACGACAAAGCACUUCGAUUCCUGGGAUCAAAUGAUGAGGAGAUGUCCUAUGACAAUAACCCUUACAUCAAAGCGCUGUACGAUGGCUGUGCGUCCAGAAAAGGCUAUGAAAAGACUGUGAUUGAAAUCAACACACCGAAAAUUGAUCAAGUACCUAUUGUUGAUGUAAUGAUCAACGACUUUGGUGAUCAGAAUCAGAAGUUUGGAUUUGAAGUUGGUCCUGUUUGUUUUCUUGGCUAAGAUUAGGACAAAGAACAUAAGAAAUCAACAGAAAUUAUACCUUGGUGCCACCAAUCCAUUUUAUGCCACAUGCAAGUUUUGAAUAAGGAUAAUAUAGAAAACAACUUGCUAAGUAUAUGUGUACCAAUUAGGAAAUACUGAUGCCCUUGCGGGGGCAGAAUCACAUGACAAAAGGUUUGAAAAUCAUAAAAAUAUAAGAUAGUGUGGCUGAGAUGGAAACAGGCCUUAUUUUUUAUUCCCCAUUUUCAUCUCUUCUUUCCCUAUUUGGAUUUCUUUGGUGCUAUAGAAAAAGAAAAGAGAGAAAAAUAUAUAUUCAUAAAAGAUAUGGUGCUCAUUCCCAUCCAUUAAGGAUGUGCUAAAACAGUGUGUUUAAUAAAUUGUAAUUAUUUUGUGUACAGCUCUAUACUGUCCAUUUCCAAAACUUGCACGUGCCUCUGAAUUCCAUCUGACUCUAACUUUAUGACAAUUGCAGAACUAUGAUGGCAAUAAAUAUAUGUAUGAUGAAAAAAUAAAGUUGUAAUUUCUGAUGACUCUAAUUCCCUUUCUUUGAUUAAUAAUAAAAUGCCUUUGUAUA